Priapulus caudatus is the source of this 2158-nucleotide messenger RNA. Its product is annotated as tumor suppressor candidate 3-like. The transcript has 2 exons. NCBI's taxonomy places the organism in Eukaryota, Metazoa, Priapulida, Priapulimorpha, Priapulimorphida, Priapulidae. Gene Ontology annotation, cellular component: oligosaccharyltransferase complex. The record is from RefSeq and is a predicted model, not a curated record. Bases 132 to 1136 code for a protein of 334 amino acids.
AACAGCGCCGGUGUUCGAAGUGAACAUCUCUGAUAUCUGCCACGAAUUCAGGCUCUGUUCAUGAUCUAAUUCUCUAAAACUUAAAAGAGUUCGCGCGCCGAAAUCGGCACCCCGACGCAGCCACACUCAAGAUGAGGGCGACCGGUCAGCCGCGCGUGCUGCCGCUGCUGCUGCUCUGCGUGGCGUCACUCGCCACGCUCGCCGGCACGCAGCCCGGCCGCCGCAAGGAGCUCAGCCUCAAUGAGAAGGUCGAUCAGCUGCUAGAUUGGAACGCCAAGCGCUCCGUCAUCAAGAUGAACGGCGACAAGUACCGCACGUUCGUCAAGUCGGCGCCGCGCAACUACUCGGUCAUCAUGAUGCUGACGGCGCUGCAGCCGCAGCGGCACUGCUCCAUCUGCAAGCAGGCGAACGAGGAGUUCCAGAUCGUCGCCAACUCAUGGCGAUACUCGCAGAGCUACUCCGGUCGCUUGUUCUUCGCGAUGGUCGACUACGACCAGGCCGCCGACGUCUUCCAGUCGCUGAAGAUGACGAGCGCGCCCGUAUUCAUCCACUUCCCGCCAAAGGGCAAGCCGAAGAAAGCCGACACGAUGGACCUGCAGCGCGUCGGGUUCUACGCGGAGGCGAUCGCGAAGUGGGUCGGCGAGCGCACGGACAUCCAGAUCCGCAUCUUUCGUCCGCCGAACUACUCGGGCACGAUCGCCGUGACGAUGCUGUUCUCGUUGAUCGGCGGCCUGCUCUACCUGCGUCGCAACAACCUCGACUUCCUCUACAACAAGACGAGCUGGGCGAUCGGCGCGCUCGCCGUCGUCCUUGCGAUGACGUCCGGCCAGAUGUGGAACCACAUCCGCGGCCCGCCGUUCAUGCACCGCAACCCGCAGACGGGCCAGGUCGCGUGGGUGCACGGCGGCAGCCGAAGCCAGUUCAUCAUCGAGACGUACAUCGUAAUGGUGCUCAACGCGUCCGUCGUGUUCGGCAUCGUGCUGCUCAACGAAGCGGCGUCGGGCAAGGGCGAGGUCGGCAAGCGUCGGAUCAUCGCCAUCGUCGGUCUCGGCAUCGUCGCGUUCUUCUUCAGCCUCAUCCUGUCGGUGUUCCGCUCCAAGUACCAGGGAUACCCGUACAGCUUCCUUAUCAAGUAGCGCGCAAGCAGCCGCUCGGAGGAAGCUACCGCACAGUCGCGACCCACCGCAGUGACGCGUCCGAAUUCACACCUUAAAAAGUUGCGAAGUCGAAGCGUUGCGGUGUGAUGUGUGUACUUGCGCAGAAGCUUACAUUGCGUGUGUGUGCGCCAAUUGUGUUACAGCAUAACAGACAAAUUUGUCUUUGUUUAAGAAACUUUUCUGUUAUGUACAUCUGGUCACAGUGUACGCCUGCAUACAAUGUAAGGGUAGUUGUGGGAAAUGGCAGCCUGUUUGUUAAUUAAAAAAUCUUAUUAGUGCGUAGUGUUUUUGUCAGUAAGGAACGAUCUGCGUGGUCAUGCAGCACAAUUAUGUUUGGUAUGUCCAGUAGAGGCUUACGUACAGGAUUGCUGGAUUUGUUGCACAUGUACUGGGCGUGCGACAAUUCAUGCAUGUACAUGUCAAUGAAUUUGUGUUUCAUCCCGAUACAAACCUUGAUGAUACACGUUUUGAUACAUAAUUAUGAUUAUUCUCAAUACUCUACUGAAUAAAAUCCAUACCAUUUAUAGUGCUACCUUAUGUUACUCCAAUUAUAAUCCACCCCUCGCAUGUAGUCAUGACAUCAUGUGAUGCUGUUCCGUGAUUAUACAUUUGUGUUAUGAAUGAUGUACAUUUUGUUACAUUUUCAGUGUCUCGUGUGUGCUGCAAGCGAAUUUCUACUCUACUGUUACUGCAGCUCACGGAGUGCCGUGCCUUGUGGAAAUUGCUAAUUGCUCUUAUUUAACUAUUUAACAAGUAAUGAAUUAAUGAUGAUGAAACACAUAGGACAGAUUGAUUUUGUAGAUAGAAGUUGCCUCCCGAGUACACUCAUGAUGAGUCGAUCAUAAAACAGACAUGAUCAGUUGAAAAAAAUUUGUAGUUUUCAAAUUUGAAAAAAGAAACUGAGGUGAAAUAAAGCUAGAUGUGAAAAAGGAAUGUGUUGUUCAUGAAAUCACAUGUUUAUUUACAAUAAAUACAUUUGACAUUGAUAGUGUGCAAAUUCA